AUGACCACGGCUAUUUCAUCAACCGAUGUUUUUCACACAAAAUCUGAUGAAAUGCGUCUUGAAAUUUUUUGUCUCGUCUGGCUCGAUGCUGGUUCAAGCAUCAAAGACGGUCAUGAUACUGAACAACAAUUACGUUCCAUUAUUAAUCAUCUUAAGAAAUUUCAAGAUGUAAAACAAUGUCAAAAAUAUAUUGAAGAACGAUCACAAAAAGAACGAGUAGUUAUGGUUGUUAGUGGCCAAUUGGGACGAGAAAUCGUUCCUUCUAUUCACAAUCUUCGACAAGUUAUAUCGAUUUAUGUCUAUUGUCUCGAUAAGAAACGUAAUGAACAAUGGGCUUGUGUCGGCGCAGGUAACUCAACAACAAGUUUAAAUGGUGAAUUUGUCUUUUCACAAGUUCUAAUUGAUUGUCUUAUUCGAUUACGAUACACUGAAGCAGAUAAAAACGAACUCAUUCGUGUUUGUAAACAACAAUAUAAAGGUAAUAGUGUUGAAUUGAAUAAUAUUCGUGAAUUUCAAGACAAAUAUUCAUCUGGCAAUGUUUUAUGGUGGUACUCGCGAGAAUCGUUUUUUUACAAGACUCUUAAUGCCGCUCUUCGUACCCCAGCAGAUAUUCAUACAAUAUUUUUGUUUCGUAAAUAUAUUACCGAUAUUCAAUAUCAAUUAAAAAAUCAUCAAGCUAAGAAUCCUGUUCGAGUUUAUCGAAGUCAAAUGAUAUCAACUAAUGAACUAGAAACUUUGAAGCAAUGCUGUGGUCAAUUCAUAUCUGUGAAUUCAUUUUUUUCAACCAGUAUUGACAAACAACAAGCUCUAUCAUUUCUCGAUUUUCCUGAUGAUACAGAAAAUUUAGAAGCAGUAUUAUUUCAAAUCGAUGCCGAUCCUAAGAUGGCAAUUACAAAACCAUUUGCUGAUAUCACUAAAUAUAGUGAAUAUAAAGAUGAAGCUGAAGUGCUCUUCAUGCUUGGCUCUAUUUUUCGGUUGGGCAGUGUCAAUCGAAGCAAACAUGGUCAAAUAUGGCUUAUACAAAUGACAUUGUGCAAUAAUGAUGAACAUGAUUUAAAGCAAGUUCUUAUGGAUAUGAAAGAGCAGUUUGUGAGUGAAGAAACAAGUCUUCAAACAUUAGGAAAAUUGUUAUGGGAGAUGGGAAGAUCUGAUCUGGCUGGACAAUACUUUUUUCGCAUGUUAGAACAACUUCCACCCAACGACUCUCGACGUAUUGAUUUGUAUCAAGAUCUUGGCAAACUUGCAUCAAAUGCUCAUCAACUUGACAAGAGUGAUAAAGCAACUGUUCGAGAAUUAUUACCAACUGAUGAACAGGGAAAUGUAUUAAGUGAUCGAAAUGAACUAACAUAUAUAGUACAUGUCUUUACUGGUGACAAGUAUGGAGCUGGUACAGAUGCAAAUGUUUUUCUAACAAUCUAUGGCAAAUCUGAAGAUACAGGUGAACGUGAAUUACGACAAUCGAAAAAAAAUAGAGAGAAAUUUGAAAGGAAUCAAGAGGAUAUUUUUGAAAUCAAAGCUGCAUCAUUGGGCAAAUUGAAACAAAUUAAAAUUCGACAUGAUGAUUCAAAUAUUGGUUCUGCAUGGUAUCUUGAUCGAGUGGAAAUUGAUGAUCCAGAAACAAACCAAACAUAUCAUUUUAUCUGUCAAAAAUGGCUGGCUACCGAUAAAGAUGAUGGAUUGAUAUCUCGUGAAAUUCCUGCACUUGAAAACAAAGCACUACGUUUAGCAGCGGCACGUGAAAGUUCUGCUGGAUCAUCAGUUGAUUACGGUUUAGAAAUGAACACACAUAUUCAUCGUGGUUCGUACGAUUGA
Rotaria sordida is the source of this 1812-nucleotide messenger RNA. The record is from the annotation of a GenBank genome assembly. Lineage: Eukaryota; Metazoa; Rotifera; Eurotatoria; Philodinida; Philodinidae.